AUGACGAGCCUUGUGAAUUGUUUAGCGAUUUGUGCAAUCUUUGUUUGGGUUCCGGCUCUUGGAAAACCAGUUGAGAAUUCAGAAUGGAUAGAACUCUCUUACCCAUUCAACGGUGAGACUAUCUACUGGCCAACAGUAAUGAGUUUCCAUCACUCCUUGGUGUUCGAAAACUACACUGCUGAUGGAUAUUACUUCGCCUUAUACAACAUCGGCGCCUCUGAACACGGUGGCACCCAUAUCGAUGCACCAAGGCAUUUUGCGGCGGGAAAAUGGACAACAGACCAAAUACCCCUUGAUCAUCUCAUUGGGCCUGCAAUAAAGAUUGAUUUAUCUUCCAAAGCUGACAAGGUGAAAUUUUAUUAUUGUUAUCAAAUUUAAUGAGACGAUAAAACGAUAGAGGUAGUGCUCUUUGCGUUGCAAUUACUUUACCUCUGUCAGGGCUAGGCGUCUCCGACCAAAACACAGGUUCUUAAGAAAAACAUAAUCAUUACGCCACCCAUUUCAGUAAAUUUGUAUUGACUUUUAAAUUUUCGAAAACUGUUGAAUUAUUUUCGCUGUUAGUAAGUUGAUUCACCAUUUUCUUAAAGUUAAUUAGUAAAGAAACAGAUACCGGUUUAAUAUCACGAUAACAUUCUUACAGUUGAUAGGCCUGUCUUUUCUCAUCAGCUAUAUGCUGGAGAAUGUCUUGAAAAUCUUAGGAGAAGUUAUGAUGGUAACUUAAUUUAGUGGAGAGCGAUUUGGUCUGUGUUGCGGAAUUCUUAUAACCCCACUCGUUGGUUCAAACAAAUCAAGAGGACUGUAUCUUUCGAUGUAACACGAUUUAAUGUACAAUUUUCACGUAUUUAACGGUCGUAACACAACUAUCAACGAUCAACGACCAACUAACACAUUCUAGGUAUACAGAGGGUUUUUCUACUAUCCUUGCGUAAGGCAGUAUUUUUACAUUAAUCACAUGUACAGUAAAAGUUCCCAUUGUAAUGCAUCUAAAUUAAGUGACUAUGACAAAAUCGCACGUUCUUUCACCUUAUUUAGCCUAAGAAAAUGCAUGCAGUUACAUCAUUUUAUAUCGUAAAUGUACUAGGACUUUGUCUACAUUUUUGUGAAAUCUAAUGUCACGAAAUCUAACUUCUUUGCGUUACAAAUGUCAAUUUCUAAGUAAUAUUUAAUCACAAGAUAAUCAAGUUAAGAAUCAACUAAUUUUUUUUUUUUCAGUGGGCAUGGUAACGAAUCGUGCAAUCUGAUUGGUUCUUUACGCGGUCUGUAUUUUCCUAUCUCUGCCCACAGGCAACAGUAACGCUUUCGUGAGUCGCCGAGUACAUCCCUACUUUCGUUGCCAUUUUUCAUAAAUAUAUCUCGUUUUUCCGGCUGGACAGUAUUUUUAAGCAAAGACGUCGGUCACUGCCUCAAGCCGAUAAAUAACAUAUUAAUCCUCUCUUUUCUCUCUCUAAAAUCACUUCGGUUGAUAGAAAAAUGUUGGUUUCAAAAUGAAUUUUUGUAAGCAGUAGUGACAUUACGUUGAUUGACAAGCGGCCUAAGAACCGUCUGCAAUUAAUUUUGAUCGUUCACAAAAAGUAUCUAAAAAGUUAAAACGUGAGGUAUUUGGUUACAGUUGAACUAAUCGAUGGAACUUUCAUUCAUUUAAUAUCUUAAUUUUCUUAAACAAUUUGUUCUUAGUGAAAGGGCGAGCGAAGUUUUAAUUUCAGUUCUACAACAAAUAUACGCACUCGGUGAUUCUUAAAUGACUGUGAAUAUUUUAAAAUUAUAUUUGUGAACUGUGGAUAAAGAAGUGAAUAUGAAAGCGACCUUCGCAGUAAUGAACGUUACUCAAGCAGUAGUGAAAGAAAGGCUUCAUUUUCACUACUGCUUAAGUAAUGUUCAUUAUUGCGAAGAUGGCUUUUAUAUUCACUUCCUAUCUUACUUAAGAGGACAAUUUGUUUAACAGUCAUGAGCUUCCUAAGUAGGUGGUCAUUUCCUUAUUCGUGGCCUUAAUUCGUGAUUCUCUGAUGAUACUUUAAAGAUAAAUUUGAUAUUAUUCACUCUUAGUAGUUCAAGAUUUAACGGCUGUGUUGUCUUCCUCUGCGGUGAUCUAAACGCACCAUUCACAGCGAUUGAAACUGAUAGUAACCGCGAUUAGCAUUACGACUGAUUAAUACCAAGAGAAUGGUAUGAGUUUUUUUUUCUUUCCCUUCUUUCUUUUCUAUAGAACGCUGACUACGAGAUGACACCAAGCGACUUACAGGAAUGGGAAGAGAAACACGGCGUGAUCCCAGAUAAUGUUAUUUUGCUGGUAUUUUUCGGCUGGGGAAAAUAUUGGCCGAAAAAGAAAACGUAUCUCGGAACUGAUCUCAAAAACACUUCCCUGCUGCAUUUCCCAGGUACGUUGUUGAAAUAAUAGACAAAAGUUAUAAUUGAGAAAACGUAAAGGGGACCAUCAGGACAAAUUAAGAAAAAAUAGGAAAGAUUAUUAAAUGAAACUAAGCAAUGGAAUGAAGGAGAAAGCAUCGAAGGCAAAUUAAGUUUUUUUAAACCUUGCGUCGAUAUUUCCAGCCUGUUAAAGUAAAAACAUGAUGGUCUGGGCUCUAGGUUCCCAGAAAUACAGUGCUGAAACUAUAGAACCAUAAAAUUUAGCCGAAGAAAUGAUUACUUGAACACUUAAGUCGGUCGGUGAAUAUCUUUGUUGCAGAUGAUUACCGCACCACUUCAAUACUCUGAAUUGAAGUCUCCUUACGAAUGGAUUACAAUGACUGCCAUAUCGGCAGUUUCUGCCCUUCCCCAGGCUGCUGCAUACUUUGAUAUUCCUCCAUGAAAAAUUUUCCUUCCACUUGAGAAGGUCAAUUCUGUUUUUCUUUUCGUAUAAAUAAGCAAGGGCAAUGUAGCCAUAUCUUAUUAAAUGCCCCAUAAAAAGACAGGUUUCUUUUCAUAGGAAUACACCCCAACGCUUCUCGUUGGUUGGUUAAGAAUCGCAAAGUCAAGAUGGUUGGUAUUGAUACCCCAUCCAUGGAUUUUGGACAGUCCAAGAUGUUCCAAACACAUCAAAUCCUCUACGCAGAGAACAUUCCUGGGCUUGAAAAUGUCGCCCACAUGGAUAAGCUGCCUACGAAAUGUUUCACAGUGUAUGCAGCACCCAUGUUCAUUUCCGGCGGAAGUGGGGGGCCUUGCCGAGUCUUUGCUCGUUUGGACGAGAACUGCUCAACGAGUGCAGUCGUAAGGUUCCAGAACGACAUUGUGUUUUUGACAGUAAUGAUUUGUCUUGUGUUUGGUUUCCUAUGA
Molecule: messenger RNA, 3270 nt
Organism: Pocillopora meandrina
Lineage: Eukaryota; Metazoa; Cnidaria; Anthozoa; Scleractinia; Pocilloporidae
Source: the annotation of a GenBank genome assembly